AUGUGUUACAAACUGGUGGAACGGUUUUCAGUCUGUGGCUGUCUUUACUUCCAACACGCGGUUGAUCCGUGUGAAGCAUAUGGCCAACGAGGCCAUACGGUGCAGGAGAAAACGGUUCUCGUUGGGUAUACCUGCGACAAACAUACUGUGAGACGGGGCGAGCCUACGCCAAAGGGAACGACUUGGCCGGAUUCCGGCUACUCCAGCGCCAAAGGGUAUUGA
Messenger RNA from Aspergillus steynii IBT 23096, 222 nucleotides. RefSeq lists its product as uncharacterized. Lineage: Eukaryota; Fungi; Ascomycota; Eurotiomycetes; Eurotiales; Aspergillaceae. The coding region runs from base 1 to 222 and encodes 73 amino acids. The record is from RefSeq and is a predicted model, not a curated record. The transcript has a single exon.